CGCCAAUAACGUAGGCGGUGAGUACCGAAACAUCACGUGAUCCCAGGCUACAAAUGGACUAGCGCCAUUAUUCUUUAUCACGUUUUUCUUGGUUGUUCAAGGCAAAUAUUCCGAGUACGAAGUAAACCACUCGAACCUCCCUGGUGGAGCUAGCAUUAAUCCUUUUGAAGAUGGCCCCCAUACGAGCAAAAGCAAAGCGCGCAACCGCCAAAAGCGGCAGAGGCACACUCCCAUCAACCAAAUCCGCCAUCAGCCUAUUCGCCGAUGACUUCCGCACAACCAAGAAAGACAAACGCGUAAUUAAACACGCUAGCUUCGUUUCAAAGAUAGAAAAAGCAGCACAAAAGCCCAAAAAGAGACGGCGUGCGUCAAAGAAGCUGAUCACCAACCUCGAAUCGCUGGCAGACGCUCUUCCUGAAACGGAAACCGGGACGGAACAGACGCAGAUGCCGGCUGGUAGUCAGGUGAAUAUAGUCAAGCAGAAGACGUUGAAGCAUAAGCCAGGUACGAUGAAGCGCAGGGAGAAGCUGGAACGACUGGAACGGGAUCGUUUCGUGAGAAAUAUGGCGCAGAUGACGGGUAUGCAGCAGACGGCGGCGGCAGGGACAGAUGCAGAUGCAAGUACAGGACAGAAGGAUACAGGGCCUAAUCGGUGGGCGGCUUUGCGGAGCUUUAUUUCUCAGACGAUGGAACAGCAGCCUGCGUUCAAGACCAACACGUGAAUUGUAGUUGGGGGGCCGCUUGAAAUGGAAAAGGAAAACAAGUCAAGUCUAGCUGCAAGACGGGAUACCACUGCAGAAUCGUUGAGGGUUGGUUGUUACCUCAUACCAAUGUCUCUUCCAUCUAUGAUUCUGGCCGGUCGAGGGAUGCAUUUAUUCUCGUGCACUGGACAAUUACCCAGAGUGAGCUCAGCUGUGCACCACGCAGCGACUACCACUCACGCCGCGUUCCGGCUAUGAGCAGAAUUUCAAGGCUUGAGAUAGCUUCAGAGAAAUCAGACAUGAGGUGACAUCCCUUGUCGUCACCUCCCAUGCCCGCAGCCCUUGCCGAUAGCUGUCUAUAUAGGUGAAUUUAUUUAUCGUGCCUAUCUACAAUGUCAAUUUCCGC
Molecule: messenger RNA, 1107 nt
Organism: Monascus purpureus
Lineage: Eukaryota; Fungi; Ascomycota; Eurotiomycetes; Eurotiales; Aspergillaceae
Source: the annotation of a GenBank genome assembly